GACGCGAGAAUAAACAUCGAGGAACUAUCUGGUAGUGUCCGACAAUCAUAGUGGCCAUCAAAAAUGGCAGCAUACACAUUACCGGAGGGAUUCUCCGAUUUUGACAUGUUUGCAUUCGGUUCAGCUCUUCUUGUUGGGGGUCUUGUUGGAUUCUUCCUCAACGCCGUUUCAAUAUUGGCCUAUAUUAGCGUAAAGCAAAUGCGAACUCCCAGUAAUUUCCUUGUCUUUAACCUUGCUGUGGCUGACAUUAUGCUCAAUACAACCGGCCUGAUUGCUGCAUACGCCAGCUUAUCUUACAGACACUGGCCCUGGGGUCAAGAAGGAUGUAACAACCACGCCUUCAUAGGGAUGACAGCAGUCCUGGCCUCUAUCAGCUUCCUGGCUACCAUCGCCUGGGACAGAUAUCACCAAUAUGUCACCAAUCAGAAGCUGUUUUGGAGCACAGCCUGGACUUUCUCUAUCAUUAUCUGGGGGUUGGCCAUCUUCUGGGCGGCCGUCCCUCUGACUGGUUGGGGAGUUUAUGACUUUGAGCCAAUGAGGACGUGCUGCACUCUGGACUACACCAAAGGAGACAAGGACUACAUCACCUAUAUGGGAGCCCUGACUGUCUUCUACCUUAUCUUCCCUGCUUAUUCAUGAAGUCCAACUACGACGCCAUUUA
Salvelinus sp. IW2-2015 is the source of this 661-nucleotide messenger RNA. The record is from RefSeq and is a predicted model, not a curated record. Lineage: Eukaryota; Metazoa; Chordata; Actinopteri; Salmoniformes; Salmonidae.